AUGACGGAAACUGGGUUCUAUAGACGUCAAGAGCUUCGACGUUUUUUAUAUUCUCGAGCACCUGAAAGCCCUGUUCGAGCGGGAGUCCCACUAGCAGUAUCCGACUGUGUCGUUAGAACCAAGUGCAAAAAACCCAAUGCAAAUGGAUCUGGACAAUGGGAGCCUUUUUACACAUUUACGGUGAUGAAAAGCGGAUGCUUGUUCUGCUGUAUUACACGUAUGAGGCUGCUUUUUGUUCCGGGAUUUGCGAAGAAUUUGUUAAGAGUAAUGUUCGUUAAAUUUUUGACGGUGAUUUUCCUACCGGUUUUGGCCGCUAAUCAGUGCGCUGAGGGUGGAAUUAAAUUAAGCACUCCUGAAGAAUGUACGAGAGAUUGUAGCAAAGAUGAAACGCCGAAAAUUUGCUACUACUUUUUUGCGCUGGAAUUUUUCCCGGCGCUCAGCAGCGCUUGCGAAAUGUGCAAUUCGACGACGACACAAGGAUUGAAAAACAAAGCGGACUGCGAGUGUAUUCUCGUUGAUGGAGUUGAACGAACUGUGUUUUCAGUGAAUCGCAUGAUACCCGGCCCCCACAUUCAGGUUUGCAAAAAUGAUUACAUUGUGGUGGACGUUGAAAAUAUGGCUGAAGGAGUCGGAGCGACGAUGUAUUGGCACGGAUUGUUUCAGCGUAAUUAUCAGCACUAUGACGGAGUGCCUUACGUUACUCAGUGUCCUAUAGAAGCUUUCGACAGAUUUCGGUACCAGUUUCUAGCCGCCGAAUCGGGGACUUUUUUUUACCACUCCCAUGUCUCGGUCCAUCGGCUGGACGGGCAAUACGGGCCGCUGAUAAUUCGCGAGCCAAGAGAAGACGAUCCCAAUUCGCAGUACUACGACGUUGAUGAUCCAGAACACGUGAUCCUCAUCAGCGACUGGAUGCAUGAGCUGGCUACCGAGCGAUUUCCUGGGCUACGUAAGCGCUGGAACAGUGAAGCUGCUGAUAAUAUCCUGAUCAACGGUCGAGGAACUUACACGUAUGAAAACGAAAACAAGACCAACGUAGAACUGGAAACAUUUUACGUCCAACCUAAUACCAGACACCGGUUCCGAUUGAUAAACUCCUUCACAACAAUAUGUCUCGCGCAAUUCAACAUUGAAGAUCAUCAGCUACUAUUGAUCGCCCAAGAUGCGGCUAACAUGGAGCCCGUUUAUGUUGACACAAUCGUAAUUGGCUCCGGCGAGCGUGUUGAUUUUGUUAUAAACACAAACAACACUGCUAAGAAAUACUGGAUACAAGUACGCGGUCUUGGAAUCUGUAAAGAAAAAAAAGUUAACCAACUGGCAAAGCUCCAGUAUCAAAGCUAUCAAGAUUCUGAGUCAAACUUCAGCGAUCCUCCGACGUACGACGAAGGACUUCCACGAGGAAUUCUCUAUAAUCCCCUGAACGCGUCGUGCGAUCCACAAAAGGGAACUGUUUGCUCAAGUAAUUUGAAAGCUGCAGAUACAUUUGACGAAGAUAUCCUCAAGGUCGAUCCAGAUGUUCAAAUCGCGCCUCCUCUAACAGAGCCCGAGGGCCAGGAAUACUUUUGCGAGAAUACCGACUACUGUAAAUCCAAAUCAAACGCCAACGAAUUAAGGCCUUUGCUCUUGUACACACGUCAAAAACAUUCCGCUGGAUUCCAUCGUCGAACACGAAUGCCGAUCUUAAGCCACCCGUUCCACCUCCACGGGACAAACUUCCACGUGCUGGACAUCGGAAGUCUUCCGGAACAGCCGGCUCUCACGAUGGACGACAUUGAAAAAGUGGUUUCGAAACACCGCGAGCGUCUGAUCAAUAAAUCUUACGACAGACCCUCCGCUAAAGAUUCCGUUCUGGUGCCUCAGGGUGGCUGGGUAAUUUUCCGGUUUCGCGCAGAUAAUCCAGGUUACUGGGCAUUCCAUUGUCACUUUGAAUUGCAUUCAAUAACUGGAAUGCAGGUGGUUGUUCAUAUCGGCUCAGAGUCCGAUUUACCGCCAACCCCGCCAGGAUUUCCUCGAUGCGUCUGUAAAAAGAUCAAUAUGUUAAUAUUGCUGGUUUUUAUCCUGCCGAUUUUUGCAACUGGCCAGCAAUGCGCGGACGAUGGACUGAAAUUAAGCACUCCAGAAGAAUGUAUGCGAGAGUGUAGCAAAAAUGAGACACGUAAAAUUUGCUACUACUUUUUUUCAUUGGAAUUUUUUCCGGCACUCAGCAGCGCUUGUGAAAUGUGCCAACCGACGACGACACAAGGAUUGAAAAACAAAGCGGACUGCGAGUGUAUUCUCGUUGAUGGAGUUGAACGUACUGUGUUUUCAGUUAAUCGCAUGAUACCCGGCCCCCACAUUCAGGUUUGCAAAAAUGAUUACAUUGUGGUGGACGUUGAAAAUAUGGCUGAAGGAGUCGGAGCGACGAUGCAUUGGCACGGAUUGUUUCAGCGUAAUUAUCAGCACUAUGACGGAGUGCCUUACGUUACUCAGUGUCCUAUAGAAGCUUUCGACAGAUUUCGGUACCAGUUUCUAGCCGCCGAAUCGGGGACUUUUUUUUACCACUCCCAUGUCUCGGUCCAUCGGUUGGACGGGCAAUACGGGCCGCUGAUAAUUCGCGAGCCAAGAGAAGACGAUCCCAAUUCGCAGUACUACGAAGUUGAUGAUCCAGCACACGUGAUCCUCAUCAGCGACUGGAUGCAUGAGCUGGCUACCGAGCGGUUUCCUGGGCUACGUAAGCGCUGGUCCACCCAAAGGGCUGAAAAUAUUCUCAUUAACGGUCGUGGAACUUACACAUUCGAAAACGGAACGGAGACUGACGUAGAUUUGGAAACGUUUUACGUCCAACCUAAUACCACACACCGGUUCCGACUGAUAAAUGCAUUUACCACAGUAUGUUUGGCACAACUAAACAUUGAAGAUCAUAAAUUGCUAUUGAUCGCCCAAGACGCGGCUAAUAUAGAGCCAGUCGAAGUCGACACGAUUAUAAUUGGCUCUGGCGAGCGCGUUGAUUUUGUCAUCAACACAAACAACGACGUCAAAACAUAUUGGAUACAAGUACGUGGACUCGGAGAGUGUCAAGAGACUGAAGUGAAUCAAUUGGCAAAGCUCCAGUACCAAGGCGACGAAGAUUCAGAUUCUGCUAGUGAUCCUCCGACUUACAGCGAUGGACUUCCUCGUGGCACUCUUUAUAAUCCACUGGACGGGUCUUGUGAUCCAGCGGAAGACAAUUUCUGCGCGAGUAAUUUGAAAACUGCAGAUCCAUUCGACCAAGAAAUUCUCAAGCCUGAUCCAGAUGUUCAAAUUUAUUUACCAUUCUGGUUCCAUAAUUUCAAUGAGACUAAUACUUUUGAUGUUUUGUACGGAUCUGAUCCCGAGAACUAUCCAGUUUUCUUCUCUCCUGGGGCCGCAAACCCUCUGGUGAGCGUUCUGGGAAACGUAACCUUCAAAUCACCUAGCGCGCCCCCACUGACCGAACCCGAAGGCCAUGAAUACUUCUGUGAUUCCCCGGAUUCUGAUUACUGCAAAAAACAUGCCGCUGACCGAACGCCUUGCUCUUGCACUCAUGUUCAAAAUGUCCCGGUUAAUUCUAUUGUCGAAGUUAUAAUCUACGAUAAGCAACGUUUACCGGCUUUGAACCACCCGUUCCACCUCCACGGUGGAAAUUUCUACGUUUUGGACAUGGGAAGUCUUCCGGAACAGGAUAACCUCUCGGAAUCAGACAUCGAAAAAGUUAUGGCCAGGCACCAAAAGCGUCUGAGGCUCCAUAAAGGUUAUGACCGGCCUUCCGCUAAAGAUUCCAUUAUUGUUCCACAGGGCGGAUGGGUUAUUUUUCGGUUCCGCGCUGACAAUCCUGGAUACUGGGCAUUCCAUUGUCACUUUGACUGGCAUUCUAUAACGGGAAUGCAAUUGAUAUUUCAUAUUGGUUCGGACUCUGAUUUACCGUCCACACCUUCAGGAUUUCCUCGGUGUGGUUCAUUUACACCACCCGUCUGUGCUCCUUGA
Cotesia congregata is the source of this 3978-nucleotide messenger RNA. The record is from the annotation of a GenBank genome assembly. Lineage: Eukaryota; Metazoa; Arthropoda; Insecta; Hymenoptera; Braconidae.